AAGUGGUAUGAGAGCAAAGAGGUGACGUCAGUUCGUGAAAAGAAUUUUCAGAUUUGGCGACAUGGCGAUCGAACGCCCGCAAAAACUUUCAAGUCUGAUCCUUAUCAAGAGGAUGCUUGGUCACUUGGCUGGGGACAGCUGACUCCAAUAGGCAUGGAGCAAAUGAUGGAGCUUGGUGACCUUCUAUACAAAGAGUACGUCGUGAAGAAUAAAUUUCUGAAUACAUCGUAUAAAUUCAAUGAGAUGUACGUCCGAACAACAGACGUGAAUCGAACCUAUAUCAGCGCAUAUUCGAACUUAAUCGGCAUGUACUACAAUCGCACACAGUCUAUUCCCAAUGUUAACUUCCCAAACAAUACCAGAUGGCCCGGUUUAUUUGUACCUUUUCCGGUACAUGCAACUGUUGAUUAUGCUCACGACUAUGUUGGCAAUCCGAGAGCUUACUGUCCCCGGCGUGAAUGGCUAUGGAGCAAAACAAAAGAGACUCCUGAAUUCAGAAAACUGGAGAAAGAAAAUGAUCAAUUCAUGAAAGAACUUACCACUGUCACAGGUGACAAUAUAACACUGGAUAGGUUUUGGUAUCUUCGUGACACGCUUUAUAUUGAGAGGUUGUACAAUAAAACACAGCGAAUAAUUGAUGAAACGGCAUAUCAACGAAUUGAUGAAAUCAUGGAUCUAUUGGUAGACUAUGGAAAUGGUCUUGAUCUAACACCAGUGGACAAUAUCAAUUUUCGAGUGGAAGUUCCAAAGGUUCGAGGUGGAAGCAUUCUGUGGGCAAUCAUCGAUAACUUCGAUUUGAAGCUGUUCUGCUACGAGCAAGCCAAUCAAGACAAACCGCAAUGUAACUGGAUGAAGCAUCUGCGAUACUACGCAUAUUCCGCGCAUGACACUACACUAUUGGCGCUUAUGUCAACGCUUGGUGUAAAACAUACACUGCUGCAACAUGGUCAUCCCGACUAUUCGGCAUGUCUAUCAUUUGAGCUAUGGCAAACCGACAAUGGUCCAGCAUUACGAGUAAGUUAUGAAUUCAUUUGA
Molecule: messenger RNA, 1035 nt
Organism: Anisakis simplex (herring worm)
Lineage: Eukaryota; Metazoa; Nematoda; Chromadorea; Rhabditida; Anisakidae
Source: the annotation of a GenBank genome assembly